Messenger RNA from Exaiptasia diaphana, 987 nucleotides. RefSeq names its product histamine N-methyltransferase. The transcript has a single exon. The record is from RefSeq and is a predicted model, not a curated record. Lineage: Eukaryota; Metazoa; Cnidaria; Anthozoa; Actiniaria; Aiptasiidae. Bases 38 to 937 code for a protein of 299 amino acids.
AGAAAUUCAAGACUCGCAGACAUUAUUCAAGACAGUCAUGGCGAACCUGCACUGGAAGAACAGUGAARCCGAGUAUCGACGUCGGCUCAAAUUCUUCAUCGACAAAACUAGACAAAACGAAAACCUCUAUGAGCUUCUAAACGACAUUUUACCAUCAGCAAUCGCCGCCAUUGGCUACGACCUCAAGAAACAGAGCCAAAUCAACAUCCUAAGCAUUGGAAGUGGAAACGGUGAGACUGAUUUAGAAAUUCUAAAGAUCAUUAAAGGUAGUUUUACAAGUUUAAAAGAGCUGCAAGGGGCGGUUGGACCAAUCAAAAUGUUUAACCGAGCUAUAGAACCUAACGAAAACGCCAUGGACAUCUACAAAGCUGCAGUUGAAAGCCAAAAAGAAGAAUUCAAGAGUGAAGAAGUAGCCUUCGACCUCGAUCCACCGAGAACAUUUGAAGACUACGCAGUCGAGCCGAAAGGUGAUGAUAAGUUUGAUAUAGCACACUUUAUUCAUUGCUUGUACUUUAUAGACGUGGAGGAGGCGUUGGUCCACUGUUACAAUACAGAAUUGAGAGAAAAAGGGAUGUUGGUGAUUUGCAUAGCUGACUUAAGUGACAUAAUGGUAUUGCUUGAGAGUGAGGAAAAAACUUUAGAUCAGUCAAAGUAUGCCCUGGUCAAUGAAAACAUCUCCUUAGUCCUCCAGAAAAAUUCCUGGAAGUUUGCAGAACACCUUGAAGAGCAUUAUUAUGAUAUCUCUGAGGUUUUCGACGCAAGCUCUGAACAAGGCAACCUAUUUCUUGAUUUUCUAACAUUCAAGAUAAAUUUUCGUUCAAAUAGCAGUCAAGAAGCCGUGGAGAAAUUCUUGGAUAAUAUCAAGAAACAUUGCUUGCACAAAGAUGGGAAAUACUUCGCCAAGAAGGCACAAAGAAUCGUCGUAAUACACAAGUGAAGUAACUUAGUAACAAAGGAAUCCCAAAGGAAUCUCGAAGGACGAAAAUU